AUGCUCACUCGUCCUCGCUUGCGCUUCUUUACGGCUCUUCGAUCGCCUAUAUGUACGCGGAGACUUGCGACCGAGUCGCGGUUAGCCUCGGACCAUGUUCGUAUCGUUGAAGUCGGUCCUCGAGAUGGACUGCAAAAUGAAAAACAGUCCAUCUCAAAGGACACAAAACUUGAAUUGAUCCGACGACUGGCUAAGACUGGUGUCACCACCAUAGAGGCCGGGUCCUUUGUCCCAGCGAAAUGGGUGCCACAGAUGGCAAGCACAUCAGAAAUCUGUGAACAGCUUCUUACAUCUCCUCCUCCCGCUCAACAUACAAUUGCCUACAACUAUCUUGUUCCCAACAUCAAGGGGCUUGAGAGCCUCGUAAAAAUCAUGGAAGAGACAGGCGUUUCAGCGGAUGCGACCGGGGUUGAUUCAAAGGUUGCUACUACGACAGAGGUCUCUUUAUUCGCAGCAGCAACGGAGGCUUUCUCAAAAGCAAACACAAACUGCACCAUUGCCGAAUCUCUCGAGCGUAUCAAACCAAUUGUGGCACUGGCGAAGACCAAGAAUAUUCGGGUGCGUGGAUAUGUCUCCGUGGCCCUGGGCUGUCCCUAUGAAGGACCUGAAGUGAAUCCAUCAACCGUGGCGGACAUAACUGCGACUCUGUUGGAGAUGGGCGCCGAUGAGGUUUCGGUCGCCGACACCACAGGCAUGGGCACGGCGCCACGGACGAUGGAGCUUCUACAGGCACUGAAGGCAGCUGGCAUUGCCAAUACUGAUUUGGCCCUCCACUUCCAUGACACAUAUGGACAAGCUUUGGUGAAUACACUUGUCGGCUUGGAACACGGAAUUAGGAUCUUUGAUAGCAGUGUCGGUGGCUUAGGCGGCUGCCCAUAUUCUAAGGGUGCAACUGGGAAUGUUUCAACGGAAGAUCUUAUCCAUACUGUUCACAGCCUUGGUAUGCACACUGGUGUCAGCUUGGAAGAGAUGUCGCGUAUUGGGUCCUGGAUUAGUGGUGAACUAGGCAGGGUCAACGACAGCCGCGCGGGAAAAGCGACUCUCGGCAGACUCUCAGAGUAA
Messenger RNA from Penicillium verhagenii, 1062 nucleotides. Its product is annotated as hydroxymethylglutaryl-CoA lyase. Gene Ontology annotation, molecular function: hydroxymethylglutaryl-CoA lyase activity. Lineage: Eukaryota; Fungi; Ascomycota; Eurotiomycetes; Eurotiales; Aspergillaceae. Gene Ontology annotation, biological process: ketone body biosynthetic process; L-leucine catabolic process. The coding region runs from base 1 to 1062 and encodes 353 amino acids. The transcript has 2 exons. The record is from RefSeq and is a predicted model, not a curated record.